UUCAGCUACUCCCUCUUCGUUCACUCCACCCUCCUCCACCCUUCACUUCCAAAAUGAACAAUUCCGCAACGCUCCAACAACGGUGCGUGGCUUCCCUUAAAACCCUAACACCCCACAUUACCUGUCUCGCGGUCCACCGUAACCUCCUCUACGCCGCCUCCCUAAACCUCAUCAACGUCUUCGACCUCUCCCAUUACUCCCACAUCGACGCCUUCAACCAAAGCCCUGCCUCAGGCUUUGUCAAGUCCAUCGCCUUCACCAACUCGAGGGUUUUCACCGCUCACCAAGACCGCAAGAUUCGUGUCUGGCUCAUCACUCCCUCCAAACGACAUCGUCUCCUCUCCUCCCUCCCCACCGUCACCGACCGUCUCCGCCGCUGCAUCGUUCCCCGAAACUACGUCAGCGUGCGCCGCCACAAGUCCAGGCUCUGGAUCCAGCAUUGCGACACCGUCUCCGGUUUAGCCGUGAACCAGAGGCUCAUGUAUUCGGUUUCGUGGGAUAAGAGCUUUAAGGUCUGGGACUUGUUCAGUUUCCGGUGUUUGGAGUCCGUCAAAGCGCAUGAGGACGCGAUCAACGCUCUGGUUGUUAAUCGAGAUGGUGUCGUAUACACCGCGUCCGCGGAUGGGAGCAUCAAGGUUUGGAGAAGAGACUGCGAGGGGAAACGGCACGUGUUGGUGAGCACCAUUGGAAGGCAGAAGUCGACGGUGAAUGCGCUUGCGUUGGACGGCGGGGGCGCAGGGUUGUUUUCCGGCGGUUGCGACGGCGAGAUAUGCCGAUGGGAGUGGGGGUGCGAGGAAAACGGCUCGGUGAAGAUGGAGACGUUGAGGGGUCACAGUGGAGCCAUACUGUGUCUUAUCCACGUGGCGGGUUUGUUGGCGAGUGCGUCCGCGGAUCUAACGGUUAGGAUCUGGCAACGGGAGAGAGGGAGGAGUGGGUAUAGUUGCAGGGCGGUGUUGGAAGGGCACGAGAAACCGGUGAAGUCGUUGGUGGCCUUUGCGGGAGGUGACGAUGACUCAAACGGCGUCGUUAGGCUAUUCAGUGGAAGCCUAGACGGGGAGAUUAAGGUGUGGGAGUUGUUUGGUUCGGCCUGAUUGUGCGUACCUAAUGCACCGUUUGAGCACGCUCUUAGUUGGCUAGGUUAAAACUCUGAUACGAAUUGUGAGUGUGCAAUACAUAAUAGUUAAAUCCAGAACUUAACCUGACUCCCUAAGUCCAUUUUGUGCUACUGAAGGAAUGUUCCUGUGCGUAAAUUACAUCAAAAUAAUUAGGAAAAUUUGUAAUUAGCUCGUCUG
This is a messenger RNA of Vigna umbellata (rice bean), 1292 nucleotides long. Its product is annotated as protein JINGUBANG-like. NCBI's taxonomy places the organism in Eukaryota, Viridiplantae, Streptophyta, Magnoliopsida, Fabales, Fabaceae. Gene Ontology annotation, molecular function: protein binding. The record is from RefSeq and is a predicted model, not a curated record.